Racocetra fulgida is the source of this 1817-nucleotide messenger RNA. NCBI's taxonomy places the organism in Eukaryota, Fungi, Glomeromycota, Glomeromycetes, Diversisporales, Gigasporaceae. The record is from the annotation of a GenBank genome assembly.
AUGGAAAAAUGUAUUCGUUGUAAGAAAACCGAUAAGAAAGGUCAAUCGUCGGAUGUUGAAAUAAGUUUGAAUUCAGAAGAAUUGAAAAACCUUUGCGAUGAUUGUUCCAAAGUAAUAAAUAAUUUUUUCUCGGCUUAUUACAAUUGUCGAACGGCCGCUCGGGAAUUUGGAACAGAAGAAACUGGCAAUAUCCAAAUAAGACAAGAAAGUAAUAAUGCUUAUCAACUGAGUAGCGGCGGGUAUUUUUGCCAUCUAGUUAAUUUGAAUGAGUUGUUUUUUGAAAGAAGAGUUGAAAGAGUAUUUGAUAAAGAGGAAAUGAAACAAAAAUUAAUCAAUGCUUAUCAAAAUCGAAGCAAAAACAAAAAAAUUACCGAGAUGCUUCAGGCUUAUGGAGAAAUGUCAAUUAAAGAGUUAGGUAAAGAUUAUCGUCCAGUUUUGAUAAUUAGUAAUAAUGAACGAAACGAAAAUGGAGAUUCGGUAGUAGCGUUGCCGACGACUACUCAGGACGUGGAGAACACUUCGCCUACCGAAGUUUUCAUCAACAAUACUCCUGACAAUGGUUUGGAUUAUCCCAAAAAGAAAUUAGGAGUAGCCGUUCUCACUAUGCUUGAAUUGAACGCAAGAAAACUAGAAAUCAAGAGCGGUAUGAAAAAAGGACCAUUUGCGGUUCUUGCCAAAGAGAUAGCAAAAGACUCAACUAAACUUCUUCAAGUUGAAGAAAAAAACUCCCGAAAGUUAAUAAUCGAAAAAUGUAGGUCUAGAUAUUUUCUUUAUCUCGCGACGGCCAUAAUAACUCCCGAAAGUGUUUCAGGCGGAAAGGCUAAACCAAUAGUUAUUAGUUUUAACCAAAGACAAAAAAUUAAUAAUCAGUGUGUUAUUUACAUUGCCGAUAAUCAAGAUAAGGAGCGGAGGUAUCGCUUAAAAAAUCAUCCUCGGUUAAAGAACUUUUUUGCUAUUACUGAGAUGGAUGAAGAAGAUUGGCAAACAUUGCUUAGUUUUGUCAAUGAGAAAGCGGGAAAGGAAACAAAACGAGAAAAAGCCCAGAUAAAACUCGGGAAAAAACUAACCCAAAAACAAGAACUCAAAAAACAAGUAGUCAUUUUAAUUGCUUCCGGUGAAGAAUACUUAGACCAAAUCAACCAGUGCUUAACCGAAUUAAAGAAAAACUCCCGAAAGGAAACUAAAGAUAAAAGUAUUAUAAAAAUUGUCAUGUCUAAAUUUAUUUUGAACGGAAAAUUGGAUAUUGAGCCUUUAAUAUCCACCCGGGAUUUCUUGCAAAAAGGAUUGAAAAAAGCCAAGAAUGAAUUUGAGAUUGCCGAAACCGUUCGCGGUAUCUUACAGAAAUAUCCCCAUUCUUUUUAUGCCUACGGCUCGCGGGUUAAAGGUGAAGCUCGGCGUUUAUCCGAUUUAGAUAUUUGUUAUUACGAAAAUAUCCCGUUAAGUACACUAUCAGAAAUUAAGGAAGAAUUUGAAGAAUCUAGUUUACCUUUUGAAGUCGAAUUAAUUGACUUACCGAUUAGAGGGUGUGGGGAAAGCCAAAUUUACCAAACUGCUGUGAACCAAGACGAAGUUGGUAAUCGUGUUUACGAAUACCUGGUUCGGAAAAUUAGCAUCAAAGGCUAUUAUUGGUCGGAUAAUGGCUUCGACCAAAUUAUUCGAGAAUUAGUCCAAGACUUUCGGAAAGAACAAGGCGAAAAACAAUAUCAGCAAGAACUGGAAUUAUUUAAGCAAUUAGGUGGAGAUGAAUAUAUUCACCACCAAGCCCAAACUUAUUUAACUUACGAUCUAUUAAGAAAAGUUUAUCCAGAACUAGUAGC